AUGCGUUAUGCUCUGAUCGAGUUCAGGUUGUCAUUCCAAUCAGAGUCGAACUACGUGGUGUUUUACAAGCCCGAAAAGAAUAGCAUCCUUGCUGACGCGCUUUCUCGGCGUCCCGAUUACGACUACGACGCGACGAUGGCCAUUAGCCAGGUAUGCCCGAUGAUGAAGACAAUGACAUUUGAUUGUGCUGUACCGAACUGGUGGUCAAUGCAAUGGUCUCGACACGAGUGCUAUCGGUCUCAGAUCGCUGAGUCGUAUGAUUCCUUCUACUCAAAAAUUAUCUACUUUCUUCGGCACCCUAGUGAAGUGUCACUCGCGAAAAUGACGUUUACUAAAGCGUGA
Messenger RNA from Peronospora belbahrii, 342 nucleotides. The record is from the annotation of a GenBank genome assembly. Lineage: Eukaryota; Oomycota; Peronosporomycetes; Peronosporales; Peronosporaceae.